This is a messenger RNA of Fusarium mangiferae, 771 nucleotides long. RefSeq lists its product as uncharacterized. Gene Ontology annotation, cellular component: membrane. The coding region runs from base 1 to 771 and encodes 256 amino acids. Lineage: Eukaryota; Fungi; Ascomycota; Sordariomycetes; Hypocreales; Nectriaceae. Gene Ontology annotation, molecular function: carbohydrate:proton symporter activity. Gene Ontology annotation, biological process: carbohydrate transport; transmembrane transport. The record is from RefSeq and is a predicted model, not a curated record. The transcript has 5 exons.
AUGGAUCUGUUCAGAGGAAGCAAUUUGAGACGGACUGGAAUUGCAUGUACCAUCAUGUCUUUCCAGCAACUUACCGGUGUGACAUUCAGUUCAUCGUACGGCCCGACCUUCUACCGCUCUGUCGGGCUUGCUGACAUGGCCUUUGUCUAUGCUGUUGUUAACAAUGCUACAUCGGUAAUCACUGCCACGAUGGCCAUAGUCUUUCUGGACAUGUUCGGUCGACGUACCCUUGUUGUCCAUGGUGGCUGGUCACAGGGGGCCUUCCUCGUCGCGAUCGCAGCCCUAGGUCGCAUUGAGAACCCAAGCGUACACGAAAGCAAUGGCAUUGUCGCUGGUAUGCAACUAUACACAUGUAUUCUUCAUAUGACUCUAGGUCCUGGAGCGUAUAUCACCGCCGCUGAAGUCGGCACCCAAACUUUGCGUGAAAAGACAAUGGCUCUAUCUACCGCUAUAAACGUGGUAGUCGGCUUUGGUGUCGUUUUUGGCACGCCUUAUGGUCUUCGCCAAUUUGGCUCGGCUCUCGCCUACAUCUGGGGCGGGUUUGCCUUCUUAUCCUCCGUUUGGGCAUGGUUCUUCAUGCCAGAACUCAAGGGCCGGAAUUUGAAGGAGAUUGAUCAGCUUUUUGACACAAACUUGCCAGCCUGGAAGUUUAGCGAGUACGAAACAGAAGGUCUGACACAUGAGUUGACUGUGCUAGAGAACGGCCAAGAUACCAAGAAGGUUGACGAUGAGGUUGACCUCGAAGCUAGCCACGUCGAGGGCCAGCGGUAA